Messenger RNA from Neurospora tetraspora, 462 nucleotides. RefSeq lists its product as uncharacterized. Lineage: Eukaryota; Fungi; Ascomycota; Sordariomycetes; Sordariales; Sordariaceae. The transcript is spliced from 4 exons. Bases 1 to 462 code for a protein of 153 amino acids. The record is from RefSeq and is a predicted model, not a curated record.
AUGGCGCAUAUCACCUUUGAUUCCGAUUGGGAUCCAAAUACCGACCUCCUGAAACAAGCGCGAGAGCUGGUCGCCGACCGGCAGAGCAGAGGCGUAAGCCUCUGGGAUUUACUCUGCGAACAGGGUGCUUACGUAAAGGACUGCACGCCUGGCACGAUGAUGUAUCUUUUCCACAGCAUGGUUCUCGUGCAAGUUCUCAGACGUUUGGGCGGACAUGGAACUGGCGAUGAAGCUGAACGGGGCGAAGACGAUGUCCUCGAACAAGUCAGGAAGCUGUUUACCGACCGGCAGCAUAGAGGCAUAGACCUCUGGGACUUACUGUGCGAGCAGAGUGCAUAUGUCCGGGUUAGCCCGUACGGAACCAUGAUCUAUUUGUUCCACAGCAUGGUUCUGGUUCAGAUUUUGAGACGCUUAGGCAAAACUGGCAAUGAAGAUGAACGUAGCGGCAACGAGCAGCCAUAA